CUCUUUUGCUUUCAUUUAAGAAUGGACCUUCUGCCACCGCGGCCAGCUCCGCAACCAUGCAUCUUGUGUCCUUCCUGGUCCACGCGAGAGCCAACAAUUGAAUUGUCAGGGCCAAGGAAUCCGUCAUGCGCUUUUCCAAAUCUUCGACUGCGGUCGCCCUGACCGCCGUCGGUCUUCUGUCGUCGCAAAGCUCAGCAUUGGCGACAGGCUCUGUGACCGUCAAUCCCUCCAUCACCAGUGGUUCAAUUCCCACUGGCACUGCCAGUGCUUGUGCUGCGGUCAGCUCGCUCGCUGCAGGCGGCGGGAUCUCGAGCAAAACAGAGUUUCCGAUAGUCCCGGCAUCCGUUGCAUAUGAGUGCUUAAAAUCUGUCCCUAUUGAUAAAGACUCGGCCUUGGCGGUGGUGUCUGGCCUGUGGCCGUACUUUCAAUGGCAGUCAACAUUGGCUUACCUCAAAAACCCGCCCAAAGGCUACCAAGAACCUCCAGUCGAUAUCUUGGGAGGACUGAACGACAUUGCAAGUAAUGUUACUAAAGGCGUGUACUCGGGAGAAUAUGAUUUUCAAAUGGACAUUCUUCGUCUCACGUUGAGCGCACACGACGGUCAUUUUAUAUGGAUUGGGGAUGCUGUCGGAAAUGCUAUUUCAUUUGGAAGGCAAAGGGCCUUAGUAUCCGUAUCCGUGGACGGACAGGCUUUGCCAAAAAUCUAUAUUUACGAGGAAAUAUUUGCGUCUGCGCAGGCAGGUUCGACAAAUCUUCCAUCUGCCGUCACCAAAAUCAAUGGACAAGAUGUUGUAACUUUUUUGGAAAAUCUGGCCCAAUUCAAUAAUCUGCAGGACCCAGAUGCAGCUUACAACAGUCUCUUCUAUGACCUGGCACAGGUUUCUCUUCUCGAGAACGGCCAGGGACCAGGAUUUUUCGCUGGAGGAGAUCAAAAUAUUGGCGGCUUCUUCUAUCCUGGACCGUCUACCAGUUUUACCUUUGAGAAUGGCACCACUAGUGAACUUGAAAAUUAUGCCAUUAUUCGUGGAGAUUUCUCUGGCGUCGACAGUGGCGAAGCUUACUACGAGAAAUUUUGCAACGGCCCAGCUGCGGCAGAAGGCACGGCAACACCAACUGCGACAUAUUCUUACACUCCAGGCUUUACGUCCUAUGCUUAUCCCACAGACUCGAACACCGCUGUACCGACCUCGAUUGGGGCAUUCUCUUCCGAGACAUCAAUGGCCGCAUCAACCUCGUCCGUGGCAGCUGCAUAUACCUCCUCUGUGCCUCAAAAGAUCCCCGGAUAUCCUGAACCUGAAAUCGAGCAUUCUGAGGGCUUUAUCGGCGGCUACUACCUAAGCGGCAACGGCUUGGAUGACGUCGCAGUUCUCAGUAUUCCUUCCUUUGUCGGCUCUGCGGAUCCUGCGUCUAUUCAAGAGUUUCAGGCGGUGGCGCAAGAGUUUUUGGCCAAGAGCACAAAGGACGGAAAGAAGAAACUUGUUAUUGAUCUCAGCUCCAACGGUGGCGGUACUGUCUAUUUGGCGUACGAUCUUUUCAAGCAGCUUUUCCCACAAAUGACGCCUUAUGGUGGAACACGCUUCCGAGCUCAUCAGAGCUUUGAUGCUCUCGGACAGGAAGUGUCACAACUAUUUGCCAAUUUCGAUCCAAACGACCCUUCGGCUACCGCAACUGAUAUAGAGAUUGCCUCGCUCCCGUUCAACUACAAGGAAGAUUUGAACAUUGACUUGGAAGAUUUCUCAUCGUGGAGCGACGUCUACGGCCCCCAUGCCUUCAACAAUGAUCAAUUCACAUCCAUUAUCCGGUAUAACCUCAGUGAUCCUCUUCAGACUGUGGACACAUCCGGUUUAGUUAUUUCUGGUUAUCUUAAUCGCACAGACCUUCCACCUCAGCCCUACCCUGCUGAGGACAUUGUUUUGCUCUACAAUGGUUUCUGCGCAUCAACCUGUGCUGUAUUUUCAGAAUUCAUGAAGACUCAAGGCAAAGUGAAGAGUAUCGCUAUUGGUGGACGGCCUCAGACAGGGCCCAUGCAGGGCGUUGGAGGAACCAAAGGUGCCAAUGACUAUUCCUUUCCAGUUAUUUGGCAAUUUAUUGCCAUUCUGCUGGAAACCGCCACCCCGUCCCAACUCAAGAAGUGGCGCGGAACGGAGAUUGGCAACUUUACUGAGUACCAGGACUAUGCUCUGAACCGAUCUUUGCACGGCACCAGCGGCAGCGCCAAUGUUCGCGACAACAUUCGCGAGAACGAUACAGAUCAGACGCCCCUUCAGUUUGUCUACGAGGCGGCCGACUGCCGCCUUUUCUACACGGCGGAUAUGACGACUGAUAUCACGACCAUGUGGGCAGGUGCUGCAAACGCCUACUGGAGCAACUCGAGCAUGUGCAUCAAGGACUCCACCGGCGACCCUUCGUCUCUCAGUGGCAAUGGUGUCCUCAACGGCACCACUCCGGCGAAUAAUACGUCGCCAUCAUCUGGCGGCAAGAAGCACCAUAAUGCAGCCCCGUCAGUGAGCGUCGGCACCACUGGCUUGCUGGCCAUGUUCAUUUUCUCGUUUGCUGUGCUCUACCUAUGAUGACUCGCGUCUUCUCCCUCUCUUUUUCUUUCUCUCUUUCGAAGCUUUUACGGCUGUAUCGCUGGCUUCGACAGGAAGCACUGGGCUUCUUUCAAACUGCUCUGCUUCUUUUAAAAGCAAAGCGAAUACCCAUCUGAAAAUCCCAUUGCAGCGAGACAAUUACGAAGUUCCAUGCCAUGUAUACAUAAAUUACCCGCAACUAAGGUACCUACCUUAUAUGUCCAUUUCGGCAGGCCAAGCGAUAGUUGAGAUACUAUGUGCAUCAUUUGUAUUUAGCGAACCUCUGGCUUUGUAAUACCGCAGCCUUUUUAGGAUAUAAAAACCAGUCUUAUAAAACACUAGCCCGCUCAGGCUAUAUUUCUGCUCAUUA
Molecule: messenger RNA, 2940 nt
Organism: Xylona heveae TC161
Lineage: Eukaryota; Fungi; Ascomycota; Xylonomycetes; Xylonales; Xylonaceae
Exons: 7
Coding region: 126-2570 (814 amino acids)
Biological process (GO): proteolysis
Molecular function (GO): serine-type peptidase activity
Source: RefSeq, a predicted model, not a curated record